AUGGCUAGCAAAGAACUUAGUCAAGACCCUCUUGUGGUGUGGCCUGCCUCCCUUGAGCCUACUGCUAGGGCUGCCUUUGACAUGGCCAAUGCUCCAGGAUGCCCUGUCCAGGUCUGUGAGAUUGAUGAAGCUCGGCGCCAGGAACUGCGUGCGUUGCGAAUGGCUUUCAGGAGGGACUUCCCGCAAAUGCACCGGGCUGGAGCUUGGUACGACAGUUUGGUUUCUGGUGAUUUGCCUGAUGAAAGGCCACCUCAAUUAUCUUUUUUGCGUGAAGCUAGGGCUCACCGCAUUGAUUGGACUGAUUUUCAACUAGGUCAUCGGGCACCAGCCCCACGACCUCAUGAGCUUCAGGUUUUGGGGCAAAAGAACCUGGGGCAACAUCUGCAGGACAACUUUGGUGCCGGUGACCGGCUGGAAAGGGCCAUCAAUACCUAUGUUUUGCAUCGAGUGCCAGUGCCCACUCACAAGCAGCACCUCACGGUCAUUCCCAAUCAGUCCAUGGAAGAGUUCUAUUUGCCUCUGACUGCUUUCAACAUGAGAAUGGGAUUUGUCACUGCGGAAAAGAUCGAACCAAGCCCCAUUACCAUCAUGGGUGAAAUCAAUCAAGCGAUUCAAGUGGAGAAGAGCUUUGUACGUGGUGGUCGGGCUGGCUUGCGGGACCUUUUGAAUAUCACAGUGACCAACUACAACAAAAUGGUCACCAACAAGCGACAUCGCAUAGAUUCCGGCCGUAAGGAGGCCACGCAGCUUCUGGCAUCGCAUUACGACCAGUUUGUUCACCAUGUCUCUGGAUUGCCCCAUUCGAUCCUUCAGCUUGACUUCUAUGUGCCGGAUGUCACGACCCGCAAAGACUCCGAGAAUUACCGGAACAAAGCGAUUUGGGGUGAGAUCUUGUCGACUAGCCCGGAAACUUGCUUGGCUUACUUCAAACGUGUCACAGAGGACUUUGCCAAAAUGGCGUCAAAAGAGGCCACCAUGAAGAAGAAGAAAGAAGUCCAGCGUGGGGAAGAUGCCCAGAUCCUUUGUCACGACAUCGUUUGCUUGUGGAUAUGGAUCAAGGCAAAGUUGGAAGAGCACUUUCCAGGCGACGUUGUUCAACGUCACCAGAAACUCUUUGAUGAUGGGCAUUUGGACGCUGACCUGUCUGCGGCGCUGAAGUCAGCCGAUGCUGCCUUCGAUUGGGAGCGGCUUCCGUUCAUCCUAGAGGCCAAAGGAAAGACCUUCGAAGACUACAUGGCGCAACACCAGGACUCUGCCCGCAACGCCUUGCAGCGAUCUCACGAGGCGGCCUUCCUGGCCUGGCAGGAGGAGCUUCGUGCUGACCAAGCCCAGUUCAUCAGUGAUCGGAUUUUGGCUCAGAAAGAAGGAGAAAAGACCCGAGCCAAGCUGGUGAAACAGCUUGAGGAUUGCCACAACCGGGCCUGGGAAGCUGUUCGAACCUUCGUGGAAACCAACCUCAGCAUGUUUGUCAGCAAAACAUCUGAUGCUGAAGCGGUGGUCACACCCAAUGUUCGUUCAUGGAUCCGAGAUAAAAUCCGAGAGCAUGGCAAUGCGGUUGAUGACCACUGCGUGGUGAUGAUUUUGAAUUGUCCUACGGUCGGCAUAAUGACUGCAGGGAAGGAAUCCUUCUUUUUGAACUUCAUAACGAAUGUCAUCAGUGAUCUGCCCCUGAACAGUAUGUGCCUUUUGAUCCACCCAAACCGGGCUGGGCAAGCAGAGGGCAGGACCCAAGGCGCUACAAAGGCAGAUGAUGAUGACCGUGACCACAAAGGUCCUGGAGUGAAGAAGGAUGAGACAAAUGAAUCUGACUCUGAUCAGUCUGACCCGGGUUCAAAAGACCGGGACCCUGAGGAUGUAGAUGUGAGAGAUGUCCGCUACAAACUUGAGAGUGCAUUGGCCAUGAAGGACCGAAACCUGCUGGUGCGAAACAUGUCUUGGAUCUUUUCCCCCGACUCUGUCUAUGGCAAGCGAGAAGGCAUCGUGCAUGGCCUUUGCAUCCUGUCACGCGAGAAACGGAAUCUUUUCCGCAACACGAAAGCUUUCAAGACGGGGACCAUCCAUGGAGUGACAAUGUUGCCACGGGCAGACAUGUUCAAGCCACCUCAGGCCAUGAGGUCUCAGCUUCCUCACCUGGGCAGGGCUCUGACUGAUGUGCAAGAAAUGCGUCAGGUGGCCGCGGGAACCAAUUUCAUUCGAAAGAGCCUGGAGGCCUUCCAGGUUGAGCUUGCUGAAGGGAAGGACUGUGUCUGUGGCACGGUAGCGUUGGACAGCAGUGGUUCCGACAUUGUCAACAUGGUGGGAAACAAGUUGUAUGAGCAGUGCAGAGCAGGGCAUCUGCAGAUCAACAACUUCCCCCAGUUUGACCCCAUCUUGACUGCGUUGAAAGCUGGUUACUCCACCCAAAGAGAACAAUCUUUCAGGGUCAGUGUGCAAAAGGCUGACUCGCUACUCAUCCUCGAAUCACUGGCUCGAAAGUGGGUGGAUAACGAAGGGACUGCCAUCAAAGCCAAUGAAAUUAUCGCCUUGCACAACCAGGAAUAUAAUUCCACCCAAGAGAUGUGGCUUUCUGAUACCAGGACUGCAGCCGCAGAUCCAGCAGUUGAUGACCAAGCCGAGCGUCCUGCGAAACGAAUCAAGGUGGAACCGACCAUGCAUGAUGAAGUGUCCAAACUCAAGAAUCCGAAGACCUUCAGCUUGAACAACACGUGCGAUCUCAUCCAGGGCAAUGAUGGGGCUGAUGUUUUCAUGUGCUCAAAGAGCAAAAACCAAUUCUUUCAGAACCGAGAGAUGUUUGGAUUCGGAUCUGGUGAGUGGAGAGAUGGUCCAGAUGGCAAGGAAUUGAUGAGCGAUGACUCUUUCGAUCGUUGGUUCAACUUUGCGGUGUGUGGCACUUCGUUGAUUUGUUUGGAGAAAAAGGACCUCCCAGAACAUCUCCAAAAGAUUGAGGGCCUGGAUGGCAUCGCUUCCCUUCAAUCUGUCCUCGCCAACCUGGAGGAUUGUGGGGAGGUCAAAGUGGAGGUCUCCCACCAUGCAUUCAACGAUGGUGAUUGGAAAUCUACCAAGCCUUUGGUUUUCGUUCUUGACAACAUGGCUGACUUGGAAACCAAAGAGAAAGAGAAAAAGUCAAAGAAGAACAAGGGCAAGAGCCUAACCCAUCGCAAUUUUGGGGCUUUCCUGGAUAUCGGCAAAGUCAAGAGUGCCCAGCACCUCUCUCUUGCCUGGAGAUGCCGGCUCCUAGACUAUAUUCCCUACUUGGUUUUUAUUUUGAAUUGA
Cladocopium goreaui is the source of this 3273-nucleotide messenger RNA. The record is from the annotation of a GenBank genome assembly. Lineage: Eukaryota; Dinophyceae; Suessiales; Symbiodiniaceae.